AUGGAACUUUCAGAUCUUUGUACAUUAUUCAUCUAUAACACUAUUUUUAAUGUUAAACCAUAUAACCAAAAGAAAGCUAAUACAAUAAAUUCUGAGUCGAGCUCUAAAUUUACUGACAAUAAUUCUGCUACAAACACUAAUUCAGAAAUUGGAACACUAAAGACUUCUACAUCCGAAAGCAAUACGAAAAAAGACGAGCUAUUAAACGAUAAACAUAAUCAAAGUCUGGAUGAGGCACUUGAAAAAAGAUCAGCUGAUAAAACAUGGAGAGACCAUAUUUUAAUUACUUUUCUAUGCUUCAUGGUUGCAUUUGGUGGAUUUGUUUUUGGGUAUGAUACAGGUACUAUUUCCGGAUUUGUAAACAUGACUGAUUUUAUAAAUAGAUUUGGACAAGUUAAUGCUCAAGGUGAACAUUAUUUAAGUGAAAUUAAAAUUGGUUUAAUUAUUUCAGUUUUCAAUAUUGGCUGUUGUAUUGGAGGUUUAAUUUUUUCCAAAAUUGCUGACUUAAAUGGACGUAGAAUUGGUCUAAUGUUUUCAAUGGUAAUAUAUAAUAUUGGUGUUAUUGUACAAAUUUCUGCUCAAUUUGCUUGGUAUCAAAUUAUGAUUGGUAGAUUUAUAACUGGGUUAAGUGUUGGUACGGUGGCUGUGAUUGCACCAAUGUUUAUAUCUGAAUCAUCACCAAAAGUCUUGAGAGGCACUUUAGUUUGUUGUUUUCAAUUGUGUAUUACUUUAGGUAUUUUUAUUGGAUAUUGUUGUACUUAUGGAACUAAACAGCUAAAUAAUUCAGCACAAUGGAGAAUUCCAUUGGGGUUAUGUUUCGCAUGGGCUAUUUUUUUGGUGGUUGGUAUGUUAUUCAUGCCUGAAUCACCAAGGUAUUUAGUUGAAAAAAAGAAGAUUAAAGAUGCAUCAUUAUCCAUUGCAAAAUCUAACAAGUUGAGUCCUGAUGAUCCAAUUGUUCUUUCUGAGUUAUCGUUAAUUCAAGCAGGUAUUGAUAGGAAAGAAAUGGGAAAUAAUGCAUCUUGGAAAGAAUUAAUCAUUGGAAAACCUGCAAUUUUUAAAAGAUUAUUAAUUGGUAUAACAUUAGCAUCAUUGCAACAAUUGACUGGUAACAAUUAUUUUUUCUACUUUGCAACAACAAUAUUCAAGUCUGUUGGUUUAAAAGAUUCUUUUCAAACUUCAAUGAUUUUAGGAGCAGUUAAUUUUUUAUCCACAUUUGUUAACAUUUGGGCAAUUGAAAGAUUUGGUAGACGACAAUGUCUACUAAUUGGAUCAUGUGGUAUGUUUGUUUGUUUUAUAAUUUAUUCAGUAUUGGGUUCAACAAAUUUAUAUAAAGAUCCAUCAAAUUUUCAAAAUUCAAUAACUCAUUUACCAACCGGACGAGCAAUGACUUUUAUAACUUGCUUGUAUAUUUUUUUCUUUGCUUCCACUUGGGCUGGUGGAGUAUUUGCAAUAUUAUCGGAAACUUAUCCAAUAAGAGUGAGAGCCAAAAGUAUGGCUAUUGCAAUGGCUACUAAUUGGAUCUGGGGUUUUAUUAUCUCACUUUGUUCAUCAUUUAUUAUUAAUUCGAUUCAUUUUUAUUAUGGGUUUGUAUUUACUGGGUGUAUUGCUGGAUCUAUUGUCUUUGUUUAUUAUUGUAUCAUGGAAACUAAAGGAUUAAGUUUGGAGGAAAUUGACGAAAUGUGGGCUGCUAAAGUCUUACCUCGGAAAUCUUCUGAAUGGGUUCCUCCAUUUGUUUCAGAGAUGACUCAUUCUUCAGAUAAUGCAAAAGCAAUUAUUGAACAUCAUGACAAUUGUGAGAAUGUUGAUUAA
Molecule: messenger RNA, 1809 nt
Organism: Lodderomyces jiufengensis
Lineage: Eukaryota; Fungi; Ascomycota; Pichiomycetes; Serinales; Debaryomycetaceae
Product: sugar porter family MFS transporter
Exons: 1
Coding region: 1-1809 (602 amino acids)
Biological process (GO): transmembrane transport; carbohydrate transport
Cellular component (GO): plasma membrane
Molecular function (GO): carbohydrate:proton symporter activity
Source: RefSeq, a predicted model, not a curated record